CAGUACAUGGACGGUUUAGUCACAAGGUCAAUUUCCAAGUCACAUCUACGGAAAGUCACAAGUUUGAUUUCUUCUGUAUAUGGAUGGUUUAGUCACAAGGUCAAUUUCUUCAGUACGUGACAAGUAAACCACAAGGACAUUUUUCUGAGCACAUGGACACAAAUUACAAGUUCUGAGGAAGAUUGCAUGUUGCUGUCUGAUAACGAAUCUGAAUUGGAGCACUAUUAUUUCAUUGCUGGAUGUAUCAAAUGUGUGUCACAUAUUCAAAGCAGACUGCGUGGGAGAUGGUUUCCUGGUGCUGGCGAUCAGUAGUACUGGAGGUCUCUGGAAAACUGCUCAGGGAAAAGUUGUAGUCGACUGAGAGGAAAGGGAUAUUGAUUGUAAAGGAACCGUGAGGCCAUUCUCCCCAGCACUAUACCGUCAGACAUCACCUCCCCCAUCAGACAGAUCUCCCCAUACAGCUCCACAGCCCGUCACACAGAUUUAUUCCAAUCAUCACAAGGAGACAGAUUUGGAAAAGAUUCCAGAAGAAAUCAAAAUAUUUACUAUAUUCUGAUUAUGAAACAAACCUUUUAAUUAGAAUUUCAGAACAGAUCAGAAUAGGAAUUAUUUUAUUUUAAAGGAUUUGUGAUUUAAGAAAUUAAGUUGAAGGAUUAUUUGCCAACCUACAUAGCUGGAAUUCAAUGAUUUUUUCAUUUGGUCACUGAAGUUUGUCAUUAAGGAAACGUGACUCUGGUAUGUUCUAAUGGAAAUAAAGUGUUCUGCAAGGAAAUUUUCACUUCAUAUUUUAGAUGCAUGAUGACAAAAAAAACUUCAUAUGUGACACAGCAAUCUAUCAUCAAGCAGUGAUUUCUUGUGGGAGAAAAAAUAUUGGAUUGUGAAAUUGUCGCUGAUAUCUUAGCAGGAAUUCUGGAGCAAAUUGAGUUUAGUCACCAUAGUGAAUGUGGCGUGAUCGCAUGGCUAUUUUUGUGGUGAAUUGAAACCAGGAAAUAACUGAGCUCUUUCUACUAAAGAGUGUGCUUGCAAUACGCUGGAUUUUGUAAUGAUGAAGAACGUCUCUCACAGAAACUCAUGCCCAUGUCUUUAGCACACAAGCUUAUGACAUCACGAGCCUCAUCAAAUUCUGUAGCUCCCCGGACGACAGCAGCUGACGAUCUGAAGGCCAGGUCGGAGAGGUCAAGUGACACUUGCGGAUUUAGAGCUCAGGGCUCACCUAUUACCUACAGAAACUUCAUAUAGCUGGAGGUGCUUUGUCUCACCUUGUACUCUGUAUAUGAUGUCAUCUACUCUAGUUGAGACUGUGUCCAUCAAUUAUGAAGAUUUUAACGACAGUUUCCUGACGUGUGGGACAUGCCUGUGUGUGUACGACCAUCUCGAGUGCUCACCUAAACUCCUCCCCUGUUCCCACACAGUGUGUAAAAGCUGUCUACAGCGUAUCGUGGAAGCACAACUUACAGACACAGGCUAUUUCCGAUGUCCAAUUUGUCGUGAGCACAUUGGAAUUCCAAGAGGAGGAGUUACAUCAUUUCCACCAAGUUUCAUUGUCAACCAGCUUCUGGACCUUAUGUCCCAACAAAGGCGUGACGUUAUACCAAAAUGUUCCUCACAUCCCCAGCAAGAAUUGCUGUUUUGUGAAACCUGCGAUUCUGUGUUUUGUACACAGUGUGCAGGCGGGGAACACAAUGGACGAGGAGCAAGCGAACAUACUGUGAUACCUUUCUCAAUUGCAAUUAAAAGAAUGUCAGAGAUUUUGCUGUAUAAGGCUCAUUUAUGUAUCAAAAACUUGAACCAUGCUUAUGAUAAUGUCUCUUCAGAAGUACAAAAUCUCGAGUCUUCUGUAGAAAAAACUGUAGAACUUAUCAACCGUUCCUUCCAAGAUCUCAUUGCUUCUGUUGAUAAAAGGCGACAUGAAUGUUUACAAAAAGUUCGCAAAGUUCGUGAGGAUAAACGUAAAAUUCUCCGAGAACAACUAGAUUUGAUCCAAACUGAAAAAGAGAAAGUUCAAGCUGAAUGUGAUGGGCUUCAAUACCAGGUAGAGGUUAGGAACAUUACCAAAAAAAUUGGUGACUUAAAUGAAAAGUUAGACACAACCACAUCACUGUCUGAACCAAGAGAAAAUUCUUUUAUCAAGUACGAGUGCAAACACAACAAUGCUCAUAAAGACAUCACAAAGGCUCUGACGGAGUUCGGCAGAAUUAAAGUUAGUACCACAUUUCCAUCUCUCUGCACAGGAAAAGUCGGUGAAGCAAUCACGCACUUGAAAUCUUCAGUUAAGGUUACCACUGUUGAUUACCAUGGCAACCCACGAACCAGUGGUGCUGAUCCAGUGACAUCGGAAGUUCGAACAGAUCGGGGUGAACUUGUCGAGUCAAAGAUCCGAGAUCAUGAGAAUGGAACCUAUGAAGUGCAAUAUGUGCCACCAAAAGCCGGCAAGAUCAAGGUUUUUGUCAGCAUCUUCAAUCGUCCAAUCAGAGGAAGCCCUUUUGUGAUAGAUGUCUCUGAACAUAAAGAUCCUGUGUGGAAAUUUGGAUCACGAGGUUCAGGUGAUGAAAAAUUUGUGCAGCCAGUCCGAGUUGUGACGGAAAAGGCUGGAAACAUUUAUGUUCUUGACACGGGUAACAGUCGCAUCAAGGUAAUUGGUCCCAAGGGCGACUUUGUAGGCCAUAUAGGUCCCCUUGGGUUGGAAAAUCAGAGUGGAACAGGGCUGUCUCUAACACCAGACGGAAACCUCGCUCUGGUCAACUGGCGGACAAAGUACAUCACCGUGGUAACAAAAGAUGGAGAACUAGUCAAGAAGUUUACAAACCCAGAUUUUGUUGAGCCAAUAGACAUUGCCGUUAACAGCAAAGGCGAGUUUAUAGUGGCAGACAAUGGUGCCAACAAGGUCUUUAUAUUUGAUGGCAACGGAAAACUCAACACUACCUUCGGAGGCAAGGGAGACAAAGAAGGACAGUUCAAACUUAUGUAUGCUGUUGCUGUAGGCAAAUGUGAUGAAAUUCUAGUCGCUGACCAUAGAGUACAGGUGUUCAGUAAGGAUGGAAAGUUCUCUAGGGUCAUUCCUGAUCAAAGCAAAGGCCAAUUUGGUGGACUCAAUGUAGAUGCAGGGGGCUUCAUCCUCGCUACGAAAACAGAAAAGGGGAAAAGUUUUGUUCAGGUUCUCAACUCCAGCGGGAAGCUUCAGUUUUGUAUCGAUAGUUUCCAUGACAAGCUUCGACGUCCGAGCGGCCUAGCAACAACCUCAGACCAUCAUGUCUAUGUUGUUGACCUUGGCAACGACUGUCUGAAGAAGUACAGGUACAAAUAAUACAGGUUGCAAUAAUAGUGAACCUAGUCAUACAGCCAAGUGGUGGUACCCCUCCUUACUAGAAUGGACUGUUCUGUCUGAUGUUACCAUGGCAAUUUUCAUAUGCAGUGUGAAAGUGAUUCAAGGAUCUGAAGCAAAGUCAUUGGAACAAUAGUAAUAAUGAAUCAAAGUUUCCUUGGCAACUGAGCAGAGAUUUGCAGCUGUGGUUCCUUGAUAAAUUCCAUGUGGCUCUAGGUAACCAUUUAACCCUCAGUGAAACUGUUAUGGUUACCAGGAGGUCUAGAAUAUGGUGUAAUUUUACCAUUGGCAACCAGAUUGAACAUUGUAUGUACAACAGUGAACCAUAUCAUAACUGGUUACCUGUGACAACCUUCACCAUGGUAACCAGAGUGUGAUCUUGGUUACCAUUGGUAACCAUGCUGUAUUCAUGGUUCCAAGCACAUUGAGACCUAAAGGAUGUUGAAAUCCAUCAUUCCAGAAUCCAGCAUUCAUCUUACCUGCAUGAACACCAAACUUGCAUACACAACUUUAGAUAUAGUGAACAUCUUCCUGUCAAUAUAACUGUCCAGGUGAACAUCACUUUUAUUAGAAAUGAUCUAGUUUCAAAUAAUCACUAGACAGGCAGAAUCAUAUUUUAUUAAGAAAAAAAACACUUUUCAAAUGGCUGAGAGAAUUAAGUAACACUCUUUUUUAAUAAGUGAUGUCUUUUUUUCAUAUUCAGUUCAAUUUCAGUUGGAAUUUUUUUUUAUUUUUCUUGCAAAUUUACACGAAGUUUAUUAUACAAAUACUGUAUAUAAUUUACAUGCAUUACUUUGAGCCCAUUCCAUAGAAAACAUCAGGAAUAUUAAAUAUCCAUAUACUGUCAUUUUAAGAUCACUUAACCAGCAUAUCUACAGGUAUGUGAAGCAAUUACCCUGUUUUACACCUCAUAAUGUCACCUUUAUUUUCUUUUAUUACAAAUUCUUGCUACAUUUAUCAGGAAAAUUGAUAUGUAUGUUAUAAAAACCCAAACUACAGAUGUGUAACGUAAAAAUCUGUUCUCUAUAAUUCACAUUUAGUCCCUAAUUGAUUGCAGUACAAUUUGCUAAUUUUCUGUCAGCUUCAAUGCUGAAACGUUGCUUUAGCUCAGCUUCUCAGAAAGUGUGUGUAGCAAUAUAAUUGUCUAGUUACAAGGUAAACAUUUUGAGUAAUUCAAGAUUUAAGCUUUAAGUUAAAAAUAGGAAAAAUCAGUGCGUUUUGAGAAUUGCCAAUAACUUCUUGGACUAUUUUUAGUUUUUCUUUCAAAUAAUACAAACAGAAGUAGCCAAUGAUCAUGAUGUUUGGUAUACAAUAGGAAAUUUUAGGGAAUUUUCAGUAUUGGCAAUAAUUUCUUGGACAAUAUUUUGAUUGACUCUCAAUAUAAUAUAUACCACAAGACCUAAAAAUGUUUCAUAAAGAAAACCCUGAACAUUUCUGGGAAUUUUGAGAAUUGGCAAUAACACACCAAGGGAACCAAAGAUGGUAGUGUACUAUUGAGAAAUAAGUUGAUGUGAUUUGGUGUGACUUUACACAGUGCUAUAUCUGUGUUAGAAUACAGUACAUUGUCAUAGAACUCAGUAAACAGACCAACCAUUGCACAAUCAACUAUUCCUGGGUAGACUCCAUAUCCACCUUCAAAGUCCAAGGGUGUCGUUCUCGCCUAGCAAUACCUUGAGAGAGCCUACGUGAACGUGACCCCCGGAGUUGGAGGAAGCUGUUGUGUAUUGUUACAUGUUUACUCUCAUUGUAAGGUUGUGCCAUAAAAGAUUAACUAAAGUAAACAAUUAUACAUACAUUUGUAUAUGUAUACAUAUUUGUUGUGUUCAUAAAUGAGCCUGAAGUCAAAACACCCAUUUCAUAUGCAAGAUUUGAACUGCUGGUGCCCAUGUUGAUCAUCAUGAUGUUAUUUAUAAGUAUUCAUCAUUACUUUUUCUGUUUGUAAUCUUUUUUCAUCAGCUACUAUUUGUUUUUGAACCAAUAAGCAGAAAACUUAAAAUUCAUACAUGUUUCAAAUAGUCUCAAAUGCAAAAUUCGUUUUAAAAUUUUUUCUUCCAUACAUUUGCAAAACACUUUUAGGAAGUGGACCUAUUUUAAAAUGAUAGCUGUACAUGUGAUGUCGUAUUCUUAAGACAUUGGAUGAAUUUUGUAAGAAAUUAAUUUGUAAACUGAUGUUAAAGUUUAUAAUACCUACAUGAAAAUUCAUGCUUGAUGAUAUUUCUGGUAAACAAUUUUUGAAACAUUGUGGAACAGUUGAUGUUGAAUUAGUCUGCUUGAAUUACCUGUGGUAUUUGUUUUCAUGUCAUCUCUCAUUUAGCAUCAACAUUGAAUUAAAACAUUGAACAAACAGUGAUACUUACCAGAUGUUGACAAUUAAAGUACAGUAGAGCAUAGCGUAUCAAUAUUAUUAAGAGUACUCGUACACACUACAAUCUACUACAUCAAUAUUAAUGAAUAUCAAUUAUCUUUGUUGACAUAAAUCAUAUUUCAGCCAUUCAAGGGAUAUUUUUUUUCUUCCAAAUUAUAGCUCGAUCAUUUCAGAUAAUUGUAAGUACCAGAUAAAGACUAACAGGGUUGACACCUCCUAGAGAUGCUAAAGUGGGAGAUCUCCCACCAAGGGAUUGUAUGAAGUGGGAGAUCUCCCACCAAGGGAUUGUUCAAAGUGGGAGAUCUCCCACCAAGGAUUUGUUCAAAGUGGGAGAUCUCCCACCAAUGGAUUGUUCAAAGUGGGAGAUCUCCCACCAAGGGAUUGUUCAAAGUGGGAGAUCUCCCACCAAGGGAUUGUUUAAAGUGGGAGAUCUCCAACCAAGGGAUUGUUCAAAGUGGGAGAUCUCCAACCAAGGGAUUGUUCAAAGUGGGAGAUUCAGCGCGACAACAUUUUAAGGACAGAAAAUUGUUUUGUGCUAUAUUUUAGCUAAUAAGUCCAUAGAAGGAGAAAUCUUAAUACUGUCAGUGUCUACAUUUCAGAAGUGAAUGUUAUAUAUGAUAUAUAAUAAAUGUAAGAUUUUCCUGUUGUGUACAUUUUGAUAAACCUUUGUUAAGUGGAAUCCUGAUUAUAGUCAAAAUUUUAAGAAUAAGAAACUCUAUCAGUAUCCUGAAAUAAGUACUUACAACAAAAUAACUAUUUCAUUUGAUGGUUUAAUUAAAUUUCUGUUUUUGAAAAUAUGAAGUAAAAAGGAUGAAUGGAAAUUAAGAAACAAAUUUUAAUUUUCUUGAUAAUUUUUUAAUUAAAGGUAUUCCUUUUCCCAGGGUAUAUUCUGUCCUCAAAAAAAUACUGUAGUAGAAAAUAACGAAACUUUAAAAUAGAAAUUUCUAGGUAAUUACAACUGUAUAUAACUUAUUAUUUUUGGAAUCCUGUUGGCUUUGGAUUAACAGCUCACUGUUUGCCUUUCAAUGUUAUUUCCUUGAAGCACAUUUUUAGAAUUCACCAAAAUCAUUUUUAAGUGCAAAAUUAUUAAAACAGGUAUGUUUAAUUUAAAUUGCACUUAAUUUUCCAUCAGUGAAAUUGAUUAUGUUCCCAACAUAUCAAAGUUUAUGAUGUUUGUGUGGUUCAGGAUUGAAUUAGAUUCAGGUGUGUGACAGUGAGUUAUGUAUCAGCUUCUUAAGGAGACAUGAUGCUGAAAUUUAGUAAAAAUUCCACAGGCCUGGUACAUUUGUAUAUGUAAUAACUAUGGAAUGUAUUUGUCGAAAUUUUCUAAACAGUAAUGCUACCAGAGAUCAAAUACUUAGUUAUGACAUGUUUGACAACCAAAUUUGCAAAAUUUUCAUAGAAAAAGUUAAUGUUACAUUGUACUUGAAAAAAGCCAGCAAAAUUGGGCAUCUUUGUUAGAUUGAACUGAGUAUCAUUAACGAGUCAUUAUGAGUUCACUAUGGGGCUAGUAUAGAACAAAUGCCAAAGACAAUCAAUACUGUGGUCAUCUAUUAAAGCCAUCAACAAACAUUUUUGUAUUGUUCAUUCCAGGAUCUAGCUAUUAGGUACAAUCGUAAUGUCUCAAAGGCUGCCGUUCGUAUUGAUUUUGCUAAGAAUUUUUGAUAACCAAAUUUUGAUUUUGAGUUUGAAAAUAUAAAUGUGUAUGUUAAGAUCAUAGAAUAUCAGAAUUAGCUGCAUUAGAGUUACUUGAAACCAAAAUAUGUAUCACUUGAAAUCUGAAUACUAAUAUACAUAAAUACUUUGGUGCCUAUCAUGGUUUUUUAAUGCUUUUCAUUUUAAUUGGAAAGAUCGAAAGGGGAAAAAAUGAAUUGCUAAAGGUGAAAUCACUGUGUUCCUGUAUGUUAUGCUGAAGUGCUAAACCAUGAUAUUAAAAUGUUUACAUUUGCAUCAACAAGUAAGAUAAUGUAGGUAUGUUUACUGUAGACAAUUCAGCACCGUCUUAAAUAUCCUCAAAUAAGUAGGGGCUGCGGUGGCCGAGUGGUUAAGGUGUCUCAACACUUUAUCUCUAGCCCUCCACCUCUGGGUUGCAAGUUCGAAACCUACGUGGGGCAGUCACCAGGUACUGACCGUAAGCCGGUGGUUUUUUUUCUGGGUACUCCGGCUUUCCUCCACCUCCAAAACCUGCCACGUCCUUAAAUGACCCUGGCUGUUAAUAGGACGUUAAACAAAACAAACCAAACCUCAAAUAAGUCCCCUCCCUUAUUGUAAAGGUUUAGUAACGUAGCUUGGAGAGAGCUUGCUUGUGAACCACUUUCAGCUCACUGUUUUAAAAUUGAUGAUUCUGCAAAAAUAAAGGAUUGUCGCUUAUGUGUGGGCAGGGUUUAUUUGCAGAUACAUUACGGUACAUGAACAGUAGGGUCCAAGGGUUUCCCUUCCCAGUGUGUGAUUUGAAGUAACACUUGUGCAGUAUAUGGCUACUGGUGAAGAUUAACAAAGGUAUUGGUGUCAUUACUUUAGAAUUGCAGUUAAAAUUUAUUUGCUGUUCAUGGUUCUCAUUUUCCUUUCAAUAUUUUGUUUUCUCUGUGAAAGUGUGGAAAAAAAUUGUGUGGGGAAAACAAAGAAAGACGUUGUUCUUAUCUGCAUUAGGAAAGCUUAUGAGAAGUAAUUCUGUGAAGAAGUAUACUGAGUGAGUGCUAAACUUAUCUGCUUGUUAUUGCCAAGCAAGUUAUUGAGAAAUAUUCAUUUUUUACUGGAACGUUUUUAGCAAGCAUGCAAAUGUGUGAAUUUCAUUAGUCAUACAGGUGCAGAAUAUAUCAAAUUUUUAAUUGAUAAGAAUACUGGUAGACUUUCGAAACAGGGUUUUGACUGAGUGAACUAGCUUAGCAAAUCUUCUAGUUCAAUAAAUGCAGGAGAGAAAAAAAGAUAGCAUAUUGGUCUUGCUUUGGACAAAGUGUGGUUCAAGGGGAGUUACUCUUACUAAAAACACAUGAAGUACAGAUUUGACAACUAAAAGUUUGAAAGUGGAGUAGUUAACAUGAAUUUAAAAGUUAUAUUAGGUACAGUUUACAGUAUUGCCUGGCAGGCCAGGAAGACUUGUGUUGGAGAAAUGUUUUGGUAUACACUUUGUGUAGGUAUGUACUUUUUGUGUAAGAGGAUUUACAGCAUUUUAAACAUGUAUUCAUGUAUAGUAUUGUCAUUUCCGUCAUUUGAUGCAUUACAUACACUAGUAAUUUAUGAUUUCAUUGAAAUUUGAAUUAAAAAAAUCUUAGUUUGAAAAA
This is a messenger RNA of Pecten maximus, 8968 nucleotides long. Its product is annotated as tripartite motif-containing protein 2-like. The record is from RefSeq and is a predicted model, not a curated record. Gene Ontology annotation, molecular function: zinc ion binding; protein binding. The transcript has 6 exons. The coding region runs from base 1274 to 3304 and encodes 676 amino acids. NCBI's taxonomy places the organism in Eukaryota, Metazoa, Mollusca, Bivalvia, Pectinida, Pectinidae.